This is a messenger RNA of Cooperia oncophora, 459 nucleotides long. Lineage: Eukaryota; Metazoa; Nematoda; Chromadorea; Rhabditida; Trichostrongylidae. The record is from the annotation of a GenBank genome assembly.
AUGAAAGUGUGUCGUUUUUGUGGCGUGAAACGCCAGGAAAGCGAUCUUCGUCGUACUAAAUCGAAGGAGACUCUUGCUAUAAUGUUGUGUGGAAUGCUAGAGAAAGGAAGAAUAGAGAUCCAGGGUUUGCAAAAGAUGUAUGAUGAAUGCAUACGCUUUCAAAAACGCAUAUGUAGAGAACAUUUCAGCGAAGCGGCAUCUUAUAUCAGCGAGGCAGUGACUGCCACAUAUGAUGUUGCUGUGCUCAACCUCUUCACUGUACCGGGUUAUGUUAUGGAAAAAAUUACUGAUCGUUUCGAAAAUUAUCGAUGUGCCAUUGGUGCUGACGAUGUGGUAUUGACAGCUUACAAGCUGGCUGCAUUUCAUCGACUAUUUAGGGACGAUGCGUUGAGCGUACCUGUAGGGUCUCGGAGAAGACUGGAUCAGUUUCUAGCUCGUUACCCCGACCAGGUUUGUUAU